AUGUCCAAGUCCAGCGCCGGGCAGCGUGCAUCUGCAUCGGGUGGGACCUUGGUCGAGCCGUGCGCCCUGCCUAUCGGACGCGGUAGAGGCGUGGUGAGCCUGCUGUGUCGCAAAUGGGUUUCAAGAGGAUACGCGCCUGCUGCCCUUUUGGCCCACGACGCCGCCGCUCCUACGCCGCAAAUCUACGCUAUUACACCGGCACACGCCUCUUCUCUCUCACUGUCUGCCUCUCUCCCCCCUUUGCCAUAA
This is a messenger RNA of Bipolaris victoriae FI3, 249 nucleotides long. RefSeq lists its product as hypothetical. NCBI's taxonomy places the organism in Eukaryota, Fungi, Ascomycota, Dothideomycetes, Pleosporales, Pleosporaceae. The transcript has a single exon. The record is from RefSeq and is a predicted model, not a curated record. Bases 1 to 249 code for a protein of 82 amino acids.